Messenger RNA from Trichoplusia ni (cabbage looper), 2535 nucleotides. Its product is annotated as xanthine dehydrogenase/oxidase-like. The transcript is spliced from 10 exons. NCBI's taxonomy places the organism in Eukaryota, Metazoa, Arthropoda, Insecta, Lepidoptera, Noctuidae. The record is from RefSeq and is a predicted model, not a curated record. Gene Ontology annotation, molecular function: oxidoreductase activity; iron ion binding. Bases 1 to 2535 code for a protein of 844 amino acids.
AUGAAAUCUGCAACCAGCAAUGUAGUGCACACCGCAAGGAUUGUAUUCGGCGCUCUUUCACCGUCUUUUGUUCGAGCCACAGUCACAGAAGAGUUUUUAAUCGGGAAAAAAUUAUUCACCAAUGAGACUUUGAAAUCAGCACUACAGAAAUUGGAGAAAGAGUUGGUGGUAGUUGAAAAUCCUCCAGAACCUUCUGUAGAAUACAGAAGGAAAACUGCACUUGGAUUAUUUUAUAAGGGACUUUUGCAACUGGCACCUGCUAAUGUUGUGGAUGGUCGCUAUCGCUCUGGAGCUAUCAACCUCCAUGAUUCUCGACCUGUGUCUCGAGCCGUUCAAACAUUUGAAACCAAUCAAACAAUCUGGCCUGUCAACCAACCAAUAAUGCAAGUCGACGCUUUGCUCAAAACUUCUGGUGAAGCUUUCUUUGUAGAUGACCUUCCAAAAUAUCUUAACGAAGUAUUUUGCGCUCUCGCUCUCAGUACUGUAGCUGUCGGCGACAUUGUAUCCAUUGAUGCAAGCAAGGCUCUGGAAUACCCAGGGGUUAUUGCAUUCUACACAGCUAAGGACAUUCCAGGAAUCAAUUCAUUUAUUCUUCCACUUAACUUUGUUUUCAUUUCGUCUGAAGAGGUAUUCUCCAGUGGUUCCAUUCAAUAUUAUAACCAACCCAUCGGAGUCAUUGUAGCUGAAACUCGGGCUAUUGCUGAGAGAGCUGCCAAAUUAGUUCAAGCAACAUAUAAAAACAUUAAAGAUCCGGUGGUUGAUAUAAAAGAGGCCAAAGAUAAUCCUGAGAGAACAACACUCUUUGCUGAACUAAAUGCAACAGAUGAAGGAGAAAACGUUGAAGAAGUAAUAAAAGGGUCCAAUACAAUUUAUGGGCAGUACCAUUUUUCUACUGAAACAUUAACCACUGUCAUUAAACCUUCUGAACAUGGUUUGGAUGUUUAUACCUCAACACAUUGGACAGAAGGUAUUCAAAUAAUGAUCGCAAAGGCGUUGAAGAUGGAUCAAAACCGCAUCGACGUCCACACGCGUCGAGUAGGAGGCUCUUUUGGCAUCAAACUGACGCGCAUAAUUCAGGGAUCAAUUGCUGCAGCUCUGGUAGUGACAAAACUUAACAGGCCUUGCCGAUUUAUACAGUCUUUGACCACCAACAUGCGUGCUUUAGGAAAGAGAUUACCAUGCCAUUCUGAGUUUGAAACAGGCGUCGAUCGUUCUGGAAAAAUCCAAUACUUAACCUUGGCUUCCUACGAAGACCACGGGUCCAUAGUUAACGAACAGUUUAAUUUACUCGGUCUGGGAGUUUACAACAACGCUUAUGAUAAAUCUCGAUGGAACUUCAGGACUUUUAGUUCCACUACUGAUACUGCUUCGAACACUUGGGCUCGAGCUCCAGGUACAUUAGAAAAUAUAGCUAUGGCUGAAUUUUUAAUGGAGCAAAUCUCUUGUGAAAUGGAAUUAGACCCUCUAGAUGUGAGACUUGCCAACUUAGAUUCACAGUAUGCUCGUGAUCUUAAAGAAAUGAUUGACAGUAUUAUCAUAAAAUCUGAUUACAAGAAUCGGCGAGACAUGGUAACGAAAUUCAACAUUGAAAACAGAUGGAAAAAACGUGGCUUGAGAUUUAGUUUCCUAAGAUGGACUCCUAUUGGUGGAUUAAACUUAUAUGUCAAUCUAUCAGUAUACCGUGGUGAUGGUUCUGUAAUUAUAACUCACGGGGCUGCAGAAAUGGGACAAGGAAUAAACACCAAAGCAGUGCAAGUUGCAGCUUAUAUUCUUAAUAUUCCAAUCGAGAAAAUUAAAAUUAAAGAAAAUAAUACCGUGAUUGCUCCAAACUGCAAUUUAUCUGGUGGAAGUGUUGUGAAUCAAAAUGUCAUAGUGGGCGUGAGAAGAGCUUGUGAGCAACUUUUGGUGAGACUUCAACCUGUGAGAGAUCAAAUGGAAAAUCCUACUUGGGAAGAAUUAAUAAUUGAAGCAUACAACAAUAAUGUCGAUUUAAAAACUCAUGGUUUUACGAAAAUGACCGAGGAAUAUACUCAUACUGCUUAUGGCGUUACUCUCGCUGAAGUAGAAAUUGAUGUUCUAACUGGAGAGUUAGAAAUAUUGAGAGUAGACCUUUGUGAAGAUGCAGGUUUGAGUGUUAGUCCUGAGAUUGAUGUAGGUCAAGUAGAAGGAGCUUUCAUUAUGGGUAUGGGUUAUUGGACGUGCGAGAACCUAGUCUACUCAAAAACUGGAGAACUCCUCACUGAUAGAACAUGGAACUACAACGUGCCGCUAGCCAGGGAUAUUCCGCAAGAUUGGAGAGUUUAUUUCAGGAAGAAUUCCUUCUCUGAGGAACUGAUUUUUGGAUCCAAGUGUAUUGGUGAACCUCCAAUAUGUAUGGCGGUGGUCAUAGCUCUGGCUAUUCGAGAAGCUAUUGUUUCUGCCAGGCUGGAGUCUGGCAUCCCAACAAAACAGUGGUUUAGAGAAGAUGGUCCAUAUACUGUUGAAAGGAGUUGUUUACUUACUUCCACAAAAACUGCUGACUUUAAGUUUAACUAG